GCGCGUUAAAACGUGAAGCUGAAGCGCGUCCAAAUUGGAAGCAGUAUCUUCUUGUUUGUCGGCGACCUUCUGAAAUCGUGUUUGCCAUCUUCCAAAGCUUCGCCGCAGCCGGUUUACAGUUGAAUUGAAGGGUUCGUGACUAUCUUCCGCUUCCUUAAUUUUCAAGCGAUCCAUACUGUUCUCCAAAAGUGCGGAACCGCUUUCUGAUUCGCCAUCUUACGCCAAGUUUAGAUUAAAGAAGCUACCACGAAUUCCCCGCUUGAUCUUCGACUUAGGGUUUUUCUCAAUUCUCAUAGCUGUCCACAGAUAUAUCGACAGCCCUUUGUAAAGAUGUCCAGAUCCAUGUUACUUGUGUUUUUGUUCGUUAUUCUCAUUAUCACUUCUCAAUUCGAGUGGAAGCAACAACUAGUACCUGAGGUUGAUACCAGGGUAAACUCCCAGAAGCAGCAACAGAUAUCAACGAGGGAAGAAGCAGUUAAGGAGAAGAUAUUGUUGUCACAAGAAAGGAAUAUCCAGAGGCUCAAUGAAGUUGUGCGAAGCCUCCGGGAACAGUUGCAGCAGUGCAGAGGCAGGAACAUUACGAAUGGGACCGCCCUUCUGAGUGGACAUAUUCUUGAGCUCGAACGACUUCAUGUAUUAGAGGACUGAUGCAAGAACUUCAUGGCCAACCACUGAUUGCUCGUUUGUUCACUGGUUUUGGUAUGGCUUUUUCUUGUGUAGAUAUAUCUCCUAUGUUCAUAAUUGUUUGGCAUGUUAUUGGCCGUGGAUAAAAAUAUUCCACCAAGCAUGAAAUUUAAUUCUCCUACCAAGGUAGGUUUUUCUGUUCCUCGAAGAUGAGAGGUAUGUACGAUUUAAUUUUAAUGAUAAUCAUGGUUUAUCAUUCA
Molecule: messenger RNA, 884 nt
Organism: Cucurbita moschata (crookneck pumpkin)
Lineage: Eukaryota; Viridiplantae; Streptophyta; Magnoliopsida; Cucurbitales; Cucurbitaceae
Exons: 3
Coding region: 331-648 (105 amino acids)
Source: RefSeq, a predicted model, not a curated record